UCUUUUCGUUUUUGGGAGUUAAUGAAGCGCGACUACUAGAAUAAUUUCAAAAAUAAGAGCUUAUUUAGAAUAAUUUGGUAUUAUCAAAGAAUUAAGGACACGUUUGAAGAUGCCUUCUCCAAUUAUUUGCUGUGUCUGCGACGAUAUGCUUUUCUACGAAAACUCAUAUACUUUGGCUUGCUCCCCUGUGCAUAGACUAUGUAGAAAAUGCCUCUGUUCGAUCAAUGUUUGUUUACCGCCAAGAACAAAUAAAAACUUUAGAUGUCCAGUUUGUCGAGAACUUAUAAGAUGGCCAUCAAAAGGUUUGGAUGCUUUUAAGAAGGUUCCAGAGUUAAACAGUCUCAACUAUUUGAGACAACAAUUACUCCUACAAUAUAACAAUCUGAUCGAGGAGAAAAUUUUGAAAAUAGAGUACUUGAUGACACGUCCUGUUGAUCCAGAUAUGGAGUAUCACAACCGUGAACUCAGAAAACAAAUUGAUAACGGCUACUUUGCGAAAAUAAAUCAGCUGAAAGGUGUGGCGGAAGAGGUUGAAUUAUGGGAUGGUUAUCCAUUCCAAGAUUCAAUCGAAGCUAUGAGACGAAGGCUUAAGAUAGUUAUUAGUCAAAAUCUGCUUGGUAUAAUGAUGUGGAAAAGAUCUUUAUAUAUGUAUCGACUGGAGGUUCUUGAGGGCUUGCAUGAUGGUCCGGUGCAGCCUCAAAACAAGUUUUUUUUCCAAUUCCGAGAUCAGAUAAAAGGCCUAUAUCCUAUGGCAAGAAAGUUUUUCGUUCUGACUUGCAGUUCAACGAGUGUUGGGUCUGUGUAUCAACUCCCAUAUGAAAGUCAUAUUGAACCUGAUAUGAUAAUAGCUAAGGAUGGUCUAUUGAAUAUGGGUAUAGCGAAGAGAAACGACAAGAUCAUGGUGAUAAGCACAGACAAAAAAGAAUGCUAUCCUCGCAUAAGAACGGAUACGGUUAGCACUGCUAGUGGUAAUGUUGUUGAUAGCGUUGCAUUUCAAAUUAAGAUAAAAGAACCUCUGAGAAUUGUAUGUCAUGAAAUGAGCUUCUCUUUGGUAAGUGGAGACAAUAUUUACAGAAAGCAAAAAGCAAAGAAGCCUGAGAUGCGUACUAGAGAGUUGAACGGAAAAUUCGUCAAAGCAAUUGACAAUGAUUAUUUCUAUCUUGGCCCUGACCACACUCUCCUAGUGACUGAUCGCGAUUUUAAACGUUUGAGAAAAAGGCAAGUAACGAUUUAUAGCACUGAUAGAUCGAAAUUUUCUUUUCUGCGAGAUAUACUUUUAAAGUUGGGAGAUGGUUUUCAUUUUCUGUCGACUGGAAAAUACAUGUAUAUCGUUCAUCCACGUACAUAUGAAAGCAAGGCUUAUGAGACAGUUAAAGUGUUUGGAAUUCAUGGCUUUAUCGAAUGUAGCGCUACUAAAGAGGUGGUCACAUUCUUUAUUGUUACACCUCAGUGCAGAGAAAAGGUUCUUCUUUUGCAGUAUUCCUUGUAAUUCCAAAAUUUAUCCUUAUAUUUGCAUUGCCCGUCAUCUAUGUUAUAUGUUUGCAGUUUUUUUGGAGACGGUUUGGUAAUAAAUAUUUUUGCUUUACAAAUAUUA
Molecule: messenger RNA, 1594 nt
Organism: Dimorphilus gyrociliatus
Lineage: Eukaryota; Metazoa; Annelida; Polychaeta; Dinophilidae
Source: the annotation of a GenBank genome assembly